CCGCCAGUCCGCCAUGAGCGCCUCGGGCAAGGGUCUGCUGGGCCUGUGGCUGUACCGCUCCGCCGGCGGCCAGUGGGCGCUGAAGGAGGGUCCGCCCGUCACCGCGCGGCUACAGCGGAGUAUCAGCAGAGACGCGGGACCCAACGAGGUGUCAGUGGAGGGCCACAAGGACUCGCUGAGCUCUGUGGUGUUCUCGCUGAAGAACCAAGUGGGCGGCCUCGCCCGCGCGCUGCAGGUCUUCCAGGACCUGGGCGUGAACGUGAUCCACAUCGAGUCGCGGCCGAGCUCGCGCAAGGACUCCGAGUACGAGAUCCUGGUGGACGUAGAGUGCGACGCUCUGCGCAUGGAGCAGCUGGUGGCGGCGCUGCGGCGCGAGGUGGCCGCCAUCAACCUGGCGCGCUUCGAGCAGGGCGAGGACCUGCCGCCGCCCACGCCGCUCUCCGCCAGCGCCAGCUUCGAUUUCGGGGAAAUGCCGUGGUUUCCGCGCAAGAUCAGCGACCUGGACCGAGCCCAACGAGUCCUUAUGUACGGCUCAGAGCUGGAUGCAGACCACCCGGGAUUCAAGGAUCCAGUUUACCGGAAACGACGCGAGAAGUUUGCCGAGAUUGCCAACAACUACAGACACGGCCAGCCCAUCCCCAAGGUGCAGUACACCGAGGAGGAGAUCCGAACCUGGGGUACUGUUUUUCGGGAGCUGCAUAAACUCUAUGUUGUCCACGCAUGUAAGGAAUACUUGGAAAACUGGCCUCAACUUGUGAAGUAUUGUGGAUAUCGGGAGGACAAUAUACCACAGCUGGAAGAUGUCAAUAUCUUCCUCAAAAGAAAGACAGGUUUUCAACUUCGUCCAGUUGCAGGAUACUUGUCUCCAAGAGAUUUCCUGUCAGGAUUGGCAUUUAGAGUGUUUCACUGCACUCAGUAUAUCCGUCACUCAUCCGACCCUUUUUAUACUCCUGAACCAGACUGCUGCCAUGAACUGCUGGGUCACAUGCCUCUGUUAGCAAAUCCAAGCUUUGCCCAGUUUUCACAGGAACUAGGACUGGCUUCUCUAGGUGCCCUUGAUGAAGAUGUUAACAAGCUUGCAACUCUCUACUUCUUCACAGUUGAAUUUGGUUUGUGUAAGCAAGAUGGUCAACUGAGAGUAUAUGGAGCUGGACUUUUGUCAUCUGUUGCUGAGCUUCGCCAUGCUGUCGCAGCAACAGAUAAAAUAAAACGCUUUAAUCCAGAUGUGACCUGUCAUGAAGAGUGUAUCAUUACUGCAUACCAGAAUGCUUAUUACUACACAGAUUCAUUCGAGGAAGCAAAGGAGAAAAUGAGAGCAUAUGCUAGUCACAUCCAGCGGCCAUUUGGUGUCCGUUAUAAUCCAUACACACAAAGUGUUGAAGUGUUAAGCAGUGCACAGAAGAUAGCUGCACUGGUAUCAGAACUCCGUGGUGACCUCUGCAUUGUCAGCAAUGCACUUAAGAAGAUACACGAACAAGAUGAAACUGUAGAUGUUGAAAGUAUUACAAAUCUAUUGCAGUCUGGCAUAAACAUAGAAGACAAGAAAGAUGAUGAUAUUAAAACUGAACCAAAUUAAGUUACUUAAUAGCUUACAUGGCACAUUCAUAAGUCUCUGUAAAUGCAAAAAAAGCUAUUUUUUUAGUUAAUCUAGCAUAAAAGAUGUUUAUUUAACACUUUUUCAUUUGCUGUAUAAGAAAUGGUAAUUUGUGUAUAAUUACCAAAUAAUUGCUCACCAUUCAAGUCUGUUGCAAGAAACAUGUUUGUAUUAACUAGAGCAUUCCCAUGAACAUGUUGCCCCAGAAACAUUGCUUACUAGCUGUAUUUAGCUGAGUAAAAGUUACAUGUCUUUAA
This is a messenger RNA of Schistocerca piceifrons (Central American locust), 1851 nucleotides long. It is a transcript of the gene Trhn, whose product is annotated as tryptophan 5-hydroxylase 1. Lineage: Eukaryota; Metazoa; Arthropoda; Insecta; Orthoptera; Acrididae. Gene Ontology annotation, biological process: aromatic amino acid metabolic process; serotonin biosynthetic process. Gene Ontology annotation, cellular component: neuron projection. Bases 14 to 1576 code for a protein of 520 amino acids. The transcript is spliced from 12 exons. The record is from RefSeq and is a predicted model, not a curated record. Gene Ontology annotation, molecular function: iron ion binding; tryptophan 5-monooxygenase activity.